Messenger RNA from Eucalyptus grandis, 1872 nucleotides. RefSeq lists its product as uncharacterized. The coding region runs from base 1 to 1872 and encodes 623 amino acids. NCBI's taxonomy places the organism in Eukaryota, Viridiplantae, Streptophyta, Magnoliopsida, Myrtales, Myrtaceae. The record is from RefSeq and is a predicted model, not a curated record. The transcript has 3 exons.
AUGCAAGAUCUCCACUUGGAGGGCUUGCAACAUGGUGUCGAUAGCAUUCACAAUUUGUGCAUUGAAGGAUUUAAGGAAUUGAAGCAUCUUCGUGUACAAAAUAGCCCCUCUUUCCAGAAUGUUGUUUGCUCCAUAGAGAAUGUUGAGUGCGCUACGUUUAUUGCAUUGGAAUCUUUGUUUCUUGAGAAUCUAAACAACUUAAAAGAGAUUUGUCGUGGCUAUCUUGCCCUAGAAUCCUUCAGCAAAUUAAAGAUUUUGAAAGUGGAUAAUUGUGGUGAAAUCAAGCAUUUGUUUCCUUCGUCUAUGAAGAGAAUAAUAUCGCAGCUUGAAGAGAUUGAAAUAAGCAGUUGCCACUUAAUGCAACAAAUUGUUGCAGAUGCUGAGGUAGAUGAAGACGGAGAUGAAAUAUCUGAUGAUACCAAAGUGAAGUCAUGCAAUUUGCGUAGGCUAACAUUACGAAACUUGCCAAAGAUGAUGAGCUUCUAUAGAACCGGGGAUGAUUCGGUCGAUUUCUUCGAUGGGCUACAGAUUCUUUUUCCGAGCUUGGAGAAGUUGACCGUCGUGUCAUGUGGGUUGACGAAGAUAUGGCACAAUGAACAUUCUAAAGAAUCAUUCUGCAAACUAGCAUCCAUCAUAAUCCAAGACUGUGAAAAAUUGUCUCAUAUUUUUCCAUCAAAUAUGAUAGAGGUGUUCCAGAGCCUGAAAAUGAUUGAGGUGGUCAAUUGUCCUUCUUUGGAAUCAUUGAUGGAACAUGUUGCUGUCGAUACUAAGAAAAGGCCAAAACGUCUGGUCUUCUUAAACUUAAACGAAGUGAAGUUGUGGGACCUACCGAGGCUGGAUGCGUUAAUAACAAGUAGCUCCCAAGCAACGUUGAGUCUUCCUAAUCUGACUACCGUUAGCUUGUGCAACUGCCAUAGUCUGAAAUAUCUCUUCACAUAUGAUACAUCUGGGACUCUUGAUAAACUUGAGAUGCUAGAUGUUUCUGAUUGCAAUAAGAUGCGGGAAGUAGUUGCCAUGGAAGAAAGUGAAGAGCGAAAGUUGAAGGCAAUGAAGUUCUCUCGUUUACAAACAUUGAAGCUUUGUUCCCUUAAGAGCUUGAUUAGUUUCAGCUCAGGAAAUUGUGCUUAUGAGUUUCCCUCUCUCAAGAAUCUCUCAAUUUUGGAGUGCACUGAACUCAAGGCAUUCAUACUAAGGCGACCAGCGCCAAGUGUGGAGACAGUGAAUGAGGAAUCUGCCAGUUUUGAUGAAAGUCCACAUUCUUUUUUUGACGAGAAGGUUGUAUUUCCCAACUUAGAAGAGCUACAUCUAACAGCAAUUCAAUCAAGAGUACUUUGGGAGAAUGAGAUGCCCAAUGAGUCCAUUUGCGAACUAAAGGUCCUUGAGGUGAAGCAGUGUCCCAACCUAUUGAAUGUCAUUCCUUCAUUCACGUGGAAGAAAUUGCUUCAAAGUAUGAAGUCCUUGAUAGUUGAAGAGUGCCCACGUGUGAGAAACCUUUUUACAAUGUCUAUGGCAAAAAGUCUGGUACAACUCGAGUAUCUUGGUCUAGGUGGUUGUGGAGAGAUGGAGUACAUUGUUGCCAGAGAAGAGGAGAAGCCUGAAGAAGCUCCUGACAUAAUUGUAAUUCCUCAACUUGUCACUCUGUAUCUUCACAAAAUGAUAAAACUCAGAAGUUUCUGCCAUGGGAAGCAUAUUUCAGAGUGGCCCUCCUUGAAAGAGUUUACCGUUGAAGAUUGUAAAGCUGUGGAGGUAAUUCUAGGUGAUGCUGGUUGUAGAAGACUACAGGGUAGCAUUCCAACGCAGCAACCGCUUUUGUUGGUCGAAAAGGUUUGUGCGCAUUCUUCUCUAAUAGGAUAUCUUGUUUCUUGUCCCUGA